Cherax quadricarinatus is the source of this 8011-nucleotide messenger RNA. NCBI's taxonomy places the organism in Eukaryota, Metazoa, Arthropoda, Malacostraca, Decapoda, Parastacidae. The record is from RefSeq and is a predicted model, not a curated record.
GCACUUACUGAACGUCUGGGGUUUGAAGUCAGUAUUUCGGGUCAGUGGUGGAGUGAGGAGCUCUGGCAUUUUCAUAUUUUUUUAAGAGUAAAGAGCCAGAAUGGAAGAAGACACAGAAUACCUCAAGCUGCCUCUGGAGGACCGCUGUGUACACAAGCUGUGGAAAGCACGUCUCAAUGGGUAUGAAGAGUGCACAAAACAUUUUGCAAAGAUAACAGAUGAACGCUCUCCAGAAUUCAAUAAAUUCGCUCCUCUCAUGAAGAAGUUUGUUACGGAUAGUAAUGCAGUUGCACAAGAAAAAGCUUUGGAUGCAGUCUUGGCAUUUGUGGAAAAUGCCCACAUUGCUGGCAAAACUGCUGGUGAUUGUACAUCAGGUAUAGUCCAGAAAUGUUUAGCUGCUCCCAAGCGAGGAACACAGGAGAAGGCGUUGGAGGUUAUUCUUUUAUACUGUGAAAUUGAGAAAUAUGAAGUGGUCCAAGAAGAGCUCAUGAAAGGCUUUACACAAAAAAAUCCCAAGGUCGUUGCAGGAUGUGUACGUGCGUUAAGUACAGCUUUGAGGGAAUUUGGGCCAAAAGUUAUCAACCCAAAGCCCUUGAUGAAGCAAAUGCACACACUAUUAGAAGACAGAGACAAGACUGUAAGAGAAGAGGGUAAAAAAUUGGUAAUCGAAAUGUACAGAUGGAUCCGUCAAGCCUUGAAGCCUCAGAUGUCUUCACUUAAACCAGUUCAGGUUCAAGAACUGGAAGCAGAAUUUGAAAAGCUCGGUAAUGAGAAGGUGGUUCAGACUCGUUUCCUACGAUCACAACAAGAGCUUAGAGCCAAGAUAGAGGCUCAAGAAGAUGGAGAGGAAGAUGAAGAUGAAGAGGAGGAAGAGGAAAUGCCAGCUUUAGAUCCCUAUGACUUAUUUGAACCAGUCGACAUCCUAUCCAAGUUGCCAAAAGAUUUCUACGAAAAAGUUGAGGCUAAGAAAUGGCAAGAGCGCAAAGAAGCAAUGGAACUACUGCAACCCUUGACGCAGAACCCUAAAUUAGAGCAGGGUGACUACCACGAUCUCAUGAAGGCACUGAAAAAAAUCAUCGGCAAGGAUUCCAAUGUAAUGAUAGUGGCACAAGCAGGAUUGUGUGUGGCAGGGUUGGCUAAGGGACUGAAAAAGAAAUUCCAGCCCUUUUCACUAUCAUUUACAGAGACAAUCCUGGAGAAGUUCAAAGAAAAAAAGGCUAAUGUUGUCACUUCUAUGCGUGAAGCCAUUGAUGCUGUGUACCAGACGACCACCUUAGAAGCUAUACAAGAAACAGUAAGUGCAGCUCUGGCCAAUAAAAAUCCACAAGUGAAAGCUGAGACUACAGCAUUCCUGGGAAGAGCAUUAUGUUAUUGUACCCCAGUAAUACUCAACAAAAAACUGUUGAAAGUCAUUACUACAGACCUUUUGAGAGGCUUAAAUGAAUCAGAUCCUACUGUUCGUGAUAACUCGUGUGAAGCUCUGGGUGUUUGUUUGAAAGUGGUGGGAGAGAAACAAAUGAUGGCGUUCAUUGCUGAUGUCGACAGCUUAAAAAUGCAAAAGAUCAAGGAGGCAUCAGAAAAGGCAGAGUUAAAAGUAAAGAUAUCUGCUCCAAAAGCCAAAAAGCAAGUAGCAAGCAAGAAAGAGACUUCCAAGCAAGCAGAGGCUUCAGCUUCUGGUCCAAGUAAAGUUGUUAAGGGAGGAGCCAAACGGGCUCAGUUAGACCCAGCCAAAGGAAAGAAAGUAUCAGCUGGAAAAGGCAUUAAAGGUGGUGGAGGUGGGGGAAGCAGAGGAAGAGGGUCUUCUGUGGAGGAUUGUAAAGAAGCAGAAAUCUCCCUAGAAGAAGCGUUAGAGAAAGCUGGAGAAGUAAUGCCUGAAGAUGUCAUGAGUGGAAUUACUGAUGGGAACUGGAAGACUAGAUUAACUGCUGUGGAAUCCUUCAUUGAGACAACAAAUGCAAUGGAUCGCAGUGAAAUUCCAACUCAGGCAUUAGUAAGAGUCCUUGCCCAAAAACCAGGCUUCAAAGACAACAAUUUCCAAGUUCUUAAAUUGAAGCUUGAAGCCCUCAAACACCUUGCUGAAAAUUCUGACUUCACAAGACGGUCAGGAGAGGUAUGCAUUCAGGACCUUGUAGAGAAACUGGGAGAUCCCAAGAAUGGACCAUUGUGUGGAGAGGUUCUCACUGCUAUGGCUGAGGCAGCAAAGCUACAAUGGGUUGGCCCAGAAGUCAUGACCAAAGCAUUUGAACAGAAAAGUCCCAAAGUUCAAGAAGUUGCACUUAAAUGGCUCUCAGAGGCAAUCACUGAGUUUGGCUUUGUGUUGCAGCCAAAGGCACUUAUAACUGAUAUAAAGAAGGCCCUGGCACAUACCAACCCAGGUGUAAGGACAGCUGUUACACUCUGUGGUACCAUAUACCUUUACAUGGGUACCACACUCAGAGUCUUCUUUGAGGACGAGAAAGCUGCACUGCUUCAACAGAUUGACACAGAAUUUGAGAGACUAAAUGGCACAACUCCCCCUCCUCCUACUCGAGGCCUCAACCGAGACAGCAGUACUGAUGAUGGAGAAGACGACGAUAUUGACUCUGGGCCAGCCACCAUCAAUGUCCAAGACUUGGUACCACGCACCAGCAUCAGUGAACAACUCACCUCCACUCUUUUCAAUGAGUUAGCUGAUAAGAAUUGGAAGGUGAGAAAUGAAGCACUGCAAAAAGUGUCAAAUAUCAUAUCUGAGGCCAAGUUUAUCAAGGGAGAUGUCAGUGAACUGCCAACUGUACUUGCAGCACGCAUGAAUGAUAUGAAUAAGAACUUGGCCCUGGAAGCCCUGCGUAUAACUGCAUCUCUUGCUGUUGCUUUAGGUCCUUAUUGUAAACCUCACACAAGAAAUAUUGUUCCUGGUAUACUAGCUGCCCUAGGGGAUAGCAAGCAAAAUAUUCGCCAACAGGCCAUGAGCACACUCAAUUCCUGGGUGGAACAGUCAGGAGUGAAGGAAACCAUCGAUGGCGAGGUGUUUGCUGAUGCACUCAAGUCAGGGUCUCCUUUCCUCAAAUCUGAACUGUUUCUCUGGAUGGCAGAGAAAAUAAAGGAUGCUCCACCAAAAGGCAUAAAUAAAGAGGAAUUACAUGCCUGUACUCAGUACCUGUUCAUGGCAUUGGAGGAUCGUAAUGCUGAUGUGAGAAAAGGUGCUGGCGAGGCUGUGAUGCCCUUCAUGAUUCACCUUGGCUUCGAUGGCAUGGUCAAACACACCAGCAAAGUUAAGCCAUCUUCCAAAAACACUGUGAUGCAAGCUUUGGAGAAAGCCAAGACCAGCUUACCAGCAAAACCUCAACCUAAGCCAAAAGGCAGCACUAGUGGAGGUGGUCACACUGGUCGUUCAGGACAAGUUGGUGGAGGGAUGCCAGCCUCGGGAGGGAAAGGUAGUACACCAACUGGCAAGAAAAGCAUAAGGGCACCCUCUGCUACAAGAACGGGUUCAUCUGGUGGUCGUAAAGAUUCAGAGGAUGUAGACACAUCCCCACUCCUCCAAGUGAACACACUCAAGCAGCAACGGGCAUCAGAUGAGCAACGCCUUAGAGUGUUACGUUGGGAUUUCUCAACUCCUCGAGCAGAGUUCAUAACACAGUUAAAAGACCAAAUGACUGCAGCAGGGAUGAAUCGUCAGUUGGUCUCAAACAUGUUCCAUCAAGACUUUAAGUUCCACAUUAAAGCUAUUGAUGCUCUAAAUGAGGACUUAAAUUCAAACUUGCCAGCUUGCAUUGCCAAUUUGGACUUGGUUUUGAAAUGGCUAACUAUUCGGUUCUUUGACACAAAUCCUUCUGUAAUCAUGAAAGCUAUGGACUACUUGCAGCAAGUCUUCCAGUUUCUUUCAGAAGAUGGUUACCAUUUAUUAGACAUAGAAGCCUACUGUUUCCUACCAUUCUUGGUCACAAAGUUUGGGGAUCCUAAAGAUUCAAUUAGAGGGCCAGCAAGAAAUAUUGCAAGGUUGAUUUGUAACAUUUACCCUGCCAGUAAAGUAUCUCCAUAUAUGAUGGAAGGACUCAAAGCCAAAAACGCUAGGCAAAGAGCAGAAUGCUUAGAAGCCAUUAGUAAUUUAAUAGAGGUGUAUGGCAUGUCAGUGUGCCAACCCUCUCCUGGUGUGGCUUUGAAAGAAAUUGCUAAACAGAUUGCAGAUCGUGACAACUCGGUCAGGAAUGCUGCCCUUAAUGCCUUAGUUCAGGUGUACUUCCGAGAGAGCGAGAAGGUGUUCAAGCUUGUUGGAAAUCUUGCUGACAAAGACAUGAGCCUUUUGGAGGAGCGCAUUAAGAGGGCGACUAAGAAUCGACCUGUUAUAAAGAAGCCACCAGUUGAACCAGAAAUACCAACAGUGCGAGGGGGUGGGGCAGCCAAUGGACGAAUCAACCGUGUCAUACCAACUGCAGCUCAACCUGCACCAGCUCUUGUUAGAGACCGAGAAAGCAGUGCUGGUGGGGAACAGAGCAAUCUUUUGAAGAGAAGAAUGAACAGGAACCCUAGUUGGAGCUCUGAAUCAAUGGACCGAAGCCAGGAUGAUUUAAAGUGGUCCCCACCAGUGUGGCACAAACCUCCCCGGCAUAAUUCCAUAGCUGUCUCUAGUAGUACUAGCAGUCUGAGUAGUACAAGCAAUAUUAGUAGCUUAGGAAGCUUAAACAGUUGUGAUGUCAACCCAAAUUCAAGUAGAGGUCAGCUGAAGGGAGAUUGGCCGUUGCCUCCUUUGCGUAGGAGGCCCCUUACUUCAGCCUCCCUAGAGCAAGCACGUCGCAUAUCUCGCUCGCUCUCUUUCCUCUUGGGAGAGCCUGACUUGGAGCCUUUGGCUGAAGAGCCACCUUCGCCUCAUAAUGGCCCUUCUCAUGCACUGCCUCCUCUUUCUCCUCACAUGCCUCCUCUUCUCACAAGAACCGUCACUUCACCUCUCUUCCCUGGGUUUGGGAUGAGGAGCCAGCAGCCUAGCAAUGUGAAUACUCCAUUCAAAAUUGAUUAUGGGCUUAUUGAAAAACUUUUGGAGGACAAUGAUAAUGCAGACAGACCACAGUAUAACUUAGAAGAAAUCCCCGACAUGGCUUCCUUACUCAAUUAUAAACCAAUUUGUCCCACACCUGCUUCCAGAUUAACCAGACCUGGGUUCAGCUCAGUGUCUAGACCAAUUACCUCUGCCCAAACGUUAGAGACUGAGGGAGCAGCUCAGGCUAUCAAUAUGGUCAUAUCUCAGGUUGCCACUCCAGAUGCCAAUACUGUUAUAACAGCUUUAUCACAGUUGGAUGAGGUACUGCAGUCAGAAGAGCGGUGUUGUGAACUGGCUCCUCACAUAGAUCAGCUUCUGAUUGUGGCCACACUUCAGUAUCGUCUAGUCCUCAAUACAAAAAUGGCAAACCCUAAUGUCAAUAAGGAAGAGUGUAUAAAAAUCUAUCGGUCACUAACGAACUGCUUGAUGAUGAUUUUCAAUAACAAACAGCUCGGAACAAAAGCAACAAGAGAUGUUCUCAGAGAUGUAGUACACGUUCUUAUUCACAUCUUGUUAGAUCCCCGCCUUUCUCAGUUGGAGGAUGGACCCCAGAUUAUUCGCGCAAUUAAUGUGCUAGUAGUUCGUAUAGUUGAAAAGGCACAGUUCACUCAUGUAUUCAGUGCCCUAUUGAAGUUGCUGCACGAGAGUGUGGGUAGUGGUGGUGGAUGCAAGUUCACUGAACUGGUGAUGAAAUGUAACUGGAAGGUGAUACUUUCCUUCCCUCCCGCACUAAUGGACCUUGAUUUUCGCCCAAAAAUACUUCGAGUCCAUAAUUUCCUAGUGGCUUAUCCAGUCAGCUCGUGGUCUGAGCGGCCGUCGGACACGCCAUUGCGCACGAUCAAAACUGUUAUCCACACCCUAUGUAGAGUAUACGGCACAACUAUCCUCAGUCACUUCUCCAAAAUUGACAAUGCUCAUGGUUCUGAACUUCACAAGUAUCUUACUAAAGUUCUCAAAAAGUCAAAGACUGAAGAUGAUGGUGGCAUUGGUGAUAGCAACAGAUUAGCUGCAGCACAAGUUACUAAUGAUUCUGUGGAGAGUGGUAAAUCUCCUAAGAGACUAAGUAAAACAGCUCACAACACACUAUCAGAGAUCUUCCGCAAGAUUGGCUCAAAGGAAAACACUAAAGAAGGUUUGAUCCAACUAUAUGAAUUCAAGCAAAAACAUCCAGAAGCAGACAUUGAACCAUUCUUGAGAAAAUCAUCACAGUUCUUCCAGAAUUAUAUUGAGCGAGGCCUGAAAAGAGUAGAAAUGGAACGACAGGCGGAAGUAAAAGUAGCAUCUAACCCUGCUUCAGAAAAUGGGUCAAACUCAGGACCUUUGGCUUCCAUCCAAGUUCCAGACACUACCAACUUCAACAUGAAUGACCUCGUUGAUCAGUUCAAGUCCAUUGCUGCUCGUGCUGGAUUUGACAAUACCUACAUUGACACUGCUGUGAAAGAUAUUUGCAGUACUGAAAAAGAUGUGAAGGUGGAUAUCUCUGAAUACAUCAAAAGCAUACCAUCUGAAUUUUCUGUAGAACAAACUAUGGAUCGUUAUGGUUCUCAUGAUCAGUGAAACUUGUAAUUUUUAUUUUAUAUAAUUUUUUUGCAAAAAAGCACAAAUAAUUCAUAAUUUUAUUCGAGGACAGUGUUGAGUAACGAACAAGUUUUAAAAGAAAGCCAGUGGCUUUGUGUAGUGGUUACUUGACUGGAGUUUUAUGUUUUGAGUGGAUGUGCUUGGUGUAUAAAUAUUUCUGUGAACAUCUAAACUUCAAGUUAAGAUUUAUUUGUUUUUCCAGCAAGAGUGAUGGUUCACAGUAGGUGGAUGGUGGACCAUGAAAUGUGCCUCAAACUUCAUUGCGUAAGAAUUUCAAUUGUAUACUGCUUAGACGGCUUGAUAUUCUGAUGCUACAUUAUAAAUUGAGUCCUUGAAUUAUUUGUUCUCAUUCCAUCUGCCAUGUAACCAUUUAUCAGAAUUCAUUUCAUAUAAGUAUCUUUUAAACACAAACCUAAAGCUAAAUUAGGAAAAUUGGUAAUUAAAGAUUCACUUUAAUUUUUGAUAAUUUGGGGCCAAGUAAGUGCCACAUUCACACUAUCAUCAUCCCUCCUGAAGACUGGUCCUAAAUGAAUCUCUGUAUGUAUGUACGUACAGUAUUGUGAAGGCUGCUUAGUUAAAAAUGUGAUCUGGGAACAGCAGUGUGUAAUACUAUCCACUGAUAGGUUGAUAAGAGUUUUAUGUCAUUAUAUCUUCCAUAUAAUUCAUGUCUCCCAAAUAUCUAUACAGCCUCUGCGUAUCUAGAUUUUUCUUUUUUAAUUUUUUCUGAAUGGAUUACCACUAGUGAGCAUGUGUAAGUGAUGUAUCGAGCCAGAACUUCCAUUUAUAUACAUAUAUAUCUAAAAUGUCUUAAUAUUCACAGUUACCUAUACAACUUAGACAAACUGUGAUCUCGUAUAAUUCAAUCUGAAGUAAAUUAAAUGUUUUUUUUUUUUUUCAUGCACUUGUAUUUUAUUUUGGGGUUACCCAUCUGGAGUAAUAAGGUAUUAUAAAUCAGUUUCCACAAUGCAUCUUUUGCAUUACUUUAACUGACGUUACAUUAUGUAAGGAACUUUUCGUAUCAUUCCAAAAUGCAAAUUUACUUGUCUACCAUAAAAUAAACUUCAGAAAAGUUAAGCAUGAGUCCUUAAUUAUAAUUCAUGUAGCUGCAUUUUAGCAGAUUUCAUCUAUGUUCAGAUUUUCCUGAACAAGCCUCAAGCCAAACAUUCUCUUCAUGAACUGUACUGUAAUUGUAAUUUUUUUCUUAGAUGUGAUUCAUUUAACUUUCACUGUUUUUGUUAAUCUUCAAAAAAAACUUUAAUUGUAGUUUUAUAUUUUUUCCAUAAAUAACUUCCUUUGCAAAGCACCUCGUGUAAAUACUCAAGUUUUAGUUCAAUACAAUUAACUUAUAAAACUACCUAUACAAAUUAGGAUUUAUUGUAAAAUGGUUUAGUCAAUAAAUAAUAGAGAAAAGACCAAGAA